Zea mays is the source of this 627-nucleotide messenger RNA. RefSeq names its product glutaredoxin-C1. The transcript has a single exon. Bases 97 to 408 code for a protein of 103 amino acids. The record is from RefSeq and is a predicted model, not a curated record. Lineage: Eukaryota; Viridiplantae; Streptophyta; Magnoliopsida; Poales; Poaceae.
AAGCAAGCAAGCAGCAGGCAAUUGCUAGCACUCGUACAAGAAGCAAACCCCGCAGAGAUCUUAAUUACUAGCUAGUCGCUUAAUUCGAUCCUUCACAUGGAGCAUGUGGCAAGGCUGGCAUCGCAGCGUGCAGUGGUGAUCUUCAGCACGAGCUCCUGCUGCAUGUGUCACACUGUGACGCAGCUGUUCCGCGAGCUAGGGGUGAACACGAUGGUGGUGGAGUUGGACAAGGACCCGCGGGGGAACGAGAUGGAGAAAGGGCUGGCCAGGCUACUGGGCCGCAGUGCCGGCGUACCAGCAGUGUUCAUCGGCGGCAGGCUCGUCGGCUCCACGGACAAGGUCAUGUCGCUCCAUCUCAGCGGCAACCUCGUCCCUCUGCUGCGCAAUGCCGGGGCACUCUGGGUCUAAUAGCUAGCUUGGAUUCAUUGUAGCGCCUUAUGCUAGCUCUCUGUGCGAGUCAGCUGCUCGAGAUCAUCAGCUGACAAUAUAUAAGUACAUAUAGUGCUAUCGGCAAGGGGCUUCAGUAUUUUGUAAGCGUACCUGAUCAAAAAAUGUGAGGAGAGUGUUAGUGUGUUACCCUCCCCGAAAAAUGCAUACUGUGUGACAGAUGGAAGAGCUUCAUUGUGA